Messenger RNA from Trichobilharzia regenti, 726 nucleotides. The record is from the annotation of a GenBank genome assembly. Lineage: Eukaryota; Metazoa; Platyhelminthes; Trematoda; Strigeidida; Schistosomatidae.
AUGUCACAUUAUGCUACUGAAACAGCAGUCAUUACUAUAUUGUUGUUUCUUAAAGUUAUAGAAAGUGUUAAUAUUAUUUUUACACCAAAUGAUCCGAUUAUUUAUAAAGAUGUGACAAAAUACAUUCAACUUUGUAUUUUAAAUACUGAUCAUCAAAUGUACUGUGAUCUGGAUGAAAAACAAGUUUAUGUUAAGUCGGCUUACUGUGAAGUUUAUUUUUUCCAUGAAGAUGGAACCAAUUAUACACAUGUUACUACAAUUGAGCAUAAAAUUGAAACAAGUUUAUUGAAAACUCAAGGAGUAUAUCGGAUAGAAUGUUACUUGAACAAGGACAAAGGCAAUAUAGAAGUGGACACUUAUACAAACAUUUUACUGCUGAAUUCCUCUGAACAAUAUUUAGAUUGUUCUUCGAGAUCUAAAGUUAUUGAUGUGAAUUACUUAAAGUCUAGAUAUCCGCUGUGCUGUUAUCGUGUUCCAGUGAGAAGUAUCUGGUUAAAGCUAUUACAACGAAAUGUGAAUUUAUGUCAGCGGUAUACAUGGAAGGGUGAUGUAGUCGAUGUUUACAGUGAACUGAAGUGUUUCACUACAAUCAGUCAGAUUUCAGUAUAUGAAGAUUAUAUGUACAUAGAUGAGCGGUUAGCAAAAAUAUUACCAACAAGUGUUACAGUUGGAUGUGAAAAAGAAUCAUAUAAGGAGAUUAUUUAUUUCAUCGUAAAUUACUCAUAA